Messenger RNA from Prunus dulcis (almond), 1812 nucleotides. RefSeq lists its product as uncharacterized. Bases 153 to 1058 code for a protein of 301 amino acids. NCBI's taxonomy places the organism in Eukaryota, Viridiplantae, Streptophyta, Magnoliopsida, Rosales, Rosaceae. Gene Ontology annotation, molecular function: protein-containing complex binding. The transcript is spliced from 7 exons. The record is from RefSeq and is a predicted model, not a curated record. Gene Ontology annotation, cellular component: mitochondrion.
CUCCCAUCAACAAACUACAAAAUUGUGGUCCCACAAGCAUUUCAUAUCAGCCGUCCAAAGGCUAAAACACACCACAUGGGGCUGAAUUACGCGACGCUCUGCACCUCAAAGUCAGCAUACGGAGCUGAGCGAGUGUCGUCUGUUUCAGUCAAAUGGCGUCGUUUUUGCACCUCCCUGCCAUUUUCACACUUCCCUCUCCUCUGCGCGGAGCUUCCUUCCCAGCGGGCUCCAGGCCCAACUCGCUUUUCCAGACCCGGUUCAACAUAAAAUGCAGAUAUGCAGAGGCAAAUGUGAACAAGGACGCCUUCAAUUCCGUUUCCGCCACCAUAGAUGUUGUGGCUGAUGUUAAGCCUGAACGGGUUGUCGUAUUAGGAGGCAGCGGUUUUGUUGGUUCUGCUAUAUGCAAAGCUGCGGUGUCCAAAGGCAUAGAGGUCAUUGGUGUAAGCAGGUCAGGGCGUCCUACUUACUCCGGUUCAUGGAUAGAUCAGGUUAACUGGGUGCCAGGAGAUGUUUUCUACGUAAACUGGGAUGAUGUACUUGUUGGGGCCACUGCUGUGGUUUCAACCAUCGGUGGUUUUGGCAGUGAGGAACAGAUGCAAAGGAUCAAUGGGGAUGCAAAUGUUGUUGCUGUAAAUGCUGCAAAGGAUUAUGGAGUUCCCAAGUUUAUCUUGAUCUCAGUGCAUAAUUACAAUCUGCCUCCAUUUUUACUUUCAUCUGGAUACUUCACGGGAAAGAGAAAAGCUGAAUCCGAGGUUCUCUCCAAAUAUCCCAACUCUGGUAUUGUGCUAAGACCUGGUUUCAUAUAUGGGAAAAGGAGGGUGGAUGGAUUUGAGCUUCCGUUGGAUCUGAUAGGAGAACCAGUGGAAAGAAUUAUGAGUGCUACAGAGAACUUUACCAAACCAUUGAGUUCUCUUCCGGCAUCCGAUCUGCUCUUGGCUCCACCUGUAAGUGUUGAUGAUGUUGCACUUGCUGUAAUCAAUGGAAUCAGAGAUGAUGACUUCUUCGGCAUUUUUACAAUUGCUCAAAUUAAGGAGGCCGCAGAUAAGGUGAGGGUGUGAAUAUCUUUUGGCAUGUAAAAUUAGCAGGUAAGUAAUGCAAACAGGUCUGAGUGUCACAGAACACCUGGUUCUGCAACCCCUUGUUGGGAAGAUGAGGAUAAGUUUGGUUCUGCUGUUGUAAAGACGUGCAAAUUGUUUCUUAAUUGAAUAAAAAAUGUUAGCAACAAGAAUUCCUGGAACUUGCCAUUAGAUUUUGUUCUGGUAUUUCGAAAAUGACUUGCAUCGAAAAGAGAGGCCAGAUAAGACCAUCAAUCCACUAGCAGGCCAAGAGAGCCACAAAAGUAAGGGUUUUGAAGGAUAUUUUUCCAAGAUUUUUCACGCUGUCUACGAAGCACUUCUUAUGCAUUUCUUGUUUCGUGGACAUUCAGGUGUUCCCUUAUAAUUGGGACUUUGGAUUCAGGAGGAAUCUAAAUGAGAGGGAGUUAGCUGAGGUGAUCAAGAUGCUGGACAUUCUUGACGGAAUUAGAUUGUCUCCUUCCAGAUUGGACAGGAGAUUGUGCGAGCUCGAGGGAUCAGGGUCUUUUUCGUGCAAAUCUUUUCGCUCUUUUCUUCUCAACAAUGGGAUGGCAGAGGCCUUUUCCCCUUAUUCUCUAAUAUGGAAGGCCAAAUCUCAUCCUAAGGUUAAAGUUCUUGUCUGGUUGGUGGUCCAUGGGAAAGUAAACACAUCUGAUCAUGUCCAAAGACGAAGACUGUACAUGUAUUUGUCUCCACAUUGGUGUGUUCUAUGCAAAAUGAGUGAGGAAAGCGUGUAUCA